AUGCCAGUUAAUUCGGAGGGCGAAGAUCUCCUCUAUAAUCUAGCUUAUGAGUGUGAAGGUCUCUUCUACCAGCUGCAAGAAGCCUUUCAGAAGACGCAAUCCGAAGUCGCAACUGUUGAACUAUGCGCCGAGUUUCAACAACGCUUCGCGGUAUGGGCAGCACAUCUCGGCGUUUUUGCUCGAAAGAGCCAAUGCCUAGACACGAGGCUCCGAAAUCAUCCGGAUCUUCAAGAUCUCGUUGCUCGGUUGCUGGAUGUCCUCCGUCGCAGCUUGCAACAAUGUACGGCGGAUACGUCUAGCCACGGGGAGGAAGAAGCAGUUCCAACAGCAGCUCUGAAAUCAAUAGACGAUACCCUCACUCGACUGAAUCGUCUAGGGGUUACCAUUCGCCAGUCCGGUCGUGGCAAGUUCGAUGCUAGAGCUAAGAAAUUCGCUGCGGGCCUUGAUCUAAGCUUAUUUGCGUUUCUAUGUGCCAACGCCGUGCAAGCUUUAUAUCCGGGUGCCCAUCAGUCUCUCAAAGACUAUCUCAGCAAAUCAAUGACAGACAGAUAUGCAAGGAUGCUAUUCUUCGGUUCUCGUCAUAAAAAACUCGAGACUCGCCGAGAACGACGCAUAGGGCUGGCACCCAUCCAUGAAGUACCCAAUUCAGAGACACAGCCAAGCAACCCCGUCAUCCAGCUGGCUGUGAUGCCCAAGAAUCCAGUUCUAGCUAACAUUUUACGGCCGCCUUCUGCACCAUCUUUAUCCGAUUUGUCUAGCGUCAAUAUGUAUCAGAUCAGAAAUCGCCUCAGACCACCAGACGAGGCAUCGACAAGGUUUCACAAAACGUCGUCGAUUCAGGUAAACCAAGGCAACUAUCCGCGACUACCCACAACGGAAAAGGGCAGUAGCAUCUUCACCUGCUACUGGUGUUCUGAACUACUUAGUAAAAAAACGCUGUCUGAAAGCGAAUGGCGCCAACACAUAGAUCGAGACCUCAAGCCUUACAUAUGUCUCUCGGAGGGAUGCCCUGAAGCACACCCAGCUUACCCUACUUUUGACGAGUGGUUUACACACAUGGAACUGCACGACUCGCGAUGGCAUCAGCAAAUUUACCUGACAUCUAGCUGGGUGUGUACCGUCUGUGAAUUCAACCAAGACGUUUACAGCAGCCCGCAAGCCUUGUAUUCUCACCUGGAAGAAUCUCAUAGUGACGAUUUCACAAACGAGCAACUCCAAGCCAUUUCACGACAGAGCAAAACAGAAGAGCCGAGAGCUUCAGACGACUGUCUUCUUUGCUGUUUUGAAGUGCAAGACAAAGGGAACACUGACGAGCCGAUGUUCCCUAAACGACGAAAAGGGCAGCCGAAGCAAGAAGCUAGCAAAAGAGCUAGGAAGACUUUGGAAAUGACGAGUCCCAAUCCUCACAACUCAGAUUUGGACCUCUCUGACAACUCUUCCGACUCGGACGGCAUGAGUUCUCAUCAGAAUAGAAGACAGCGUAACAAAGACCGUUCCAAGGCUGUAGCUCGGCAUGUUGCGGUACAUUUACAAGUACUGAUGCUUUUAACCCUACGCUUCGUCGCAGCCUUGGAACAUGAUGAUGAGGACCUGGAUGAUGGAACCAAGAGUGAUUCCGUCAAUAUCGAUGAAGGAAACAGCGCCUCAAUUGGCGGUACUGAUCUAGGAAAACUAUCUCACAUCGACUCCGAGGUAGACGUCAUAAUGAAAGAUGGAGCGGAUGAGGACGACGGAAACCAGGCGGAGGGCGCCAUGGAGCUAGAUGACGACGUGGAUGAUGACAUCGCGGAUGAAAGUAUCCCAGUUCCUGACACAGAUUUUGAUCUCAAUUUCGUCCCAAGGCAAUACGAUGAUCUCGAAGCCAAGGAUGAUAAAUUUUUAAACAUGGUCAUUGAGUCUGGAGCCUACCAGUCUUGGCGAAGCGACUUGGUGGACAUCACGGAUAUUAUCUGCGUGUUGUAUCCGCACUCAGAGGUUGCUAGCAAGGAGGCCCAGCAGCUGGCCAUGAGAGGAUCGCCAUACAUCAUCGCUAAAAAAGAUCUGGAGAACCACCCGAGCCUCUUCGAGCCUGACACCACAAGCUAUGGUGACUACGCCAUUUUACUACGGCUGUCAAGCCAAACUAAAAUCCCUGCAGCUGGUUUUGCCUUUGGAAGACAUCCUAACAGGUGUGAUAUUGCCUUCGUUAAUGAUCCGCUGCGAAGAAUCAGCAACACGCAUUUCCGGAUAUACGUCAAUGAGUACGGCAUGGUUAUGAUUGAAGAUAUGUCUACUAAUGGCACUCUCAUCAACAAAAAUCUUCUGACUUAUCGUAACCCAAAAUCCUCUAAUAAGCGACUUAUUUCACAAGGGUUAAGCUCGGGAGAUAUUAUUUGUCUCCUUCUUCACAAUGAUAUGAACGAUCUUUCUUUCCGAGUUCAAAUCCCGCACCGAGAUGAUGAGCAAGAGGGGGCAUACGUGCAUCAAGUAGGGGAAUACCUUGCUCGCUAUGCCUCACAGGCUGAGAUUGUCACCGGGCGGGGAGGUUUACCUUCAGAUAUGGACGUCGUUUUGGAAGCCGCAGAUAAGUCUUAUCGCGAGUCUAUGAUGGCGCAAAGGACUGCUUCCGAUGAAAUCUCGUCUCGCAAAGACUCCCUUCACGAAUCGGUGGUGGACAAAUGGCAGCGGCAAUCAGCCGAUGGAGUGGUUGUUAUCGAGACACGGCCUGAUGAGGGGGGCCAGGAGGAGUACCAUGACAAUCCCAAUGCAGAUGUUAGACUCGACAACGAAAUAUAUCCGGACGAUAUCCAACGGUUAAGAGUUACCCAAGAGGCUACUGAUGCGUCCGCGUCCAUAUCUCGAGAUCUGUCUUCCGAGGGCGAUCGGCCUCUGUUGAACCUCAUCCGCCCCACUCCAGUUGCUAGUCCUGCCCCUUCAAACUCCCAGGAGUUGGAUGGAGAUGAAGAAAAGCCUGAGAUAAUCCUCCAGGCUAUGGAUAUUAUUCUUGGUAAUCAUAUCUCGCGGUUAACAGAGAGCCCGUUGUUGUCCGACUUAUUAGGCAAGUGCAGGGACGCCUUAAUCUCCCUCCAGAAGGAUCUUUACUUGUUUAGCCGGAAUCAUGCUAUGGAUGCCAUAAAUAACCCUCUCCAUUCCCGCUCGCUUUCCAAUAUAUCCCGGGAUCUACAGUCCACUUUGCUCAAAGAGGAACGCCUUCUAUAUACUGGAAAGAUCAAACCUCUCGUUUAUAGCGUGGCGUUCUGCGAGGAAAUUACGAACUAUCAAAUACGCCUAGCUACUUUAAGUAGUCAACUACUCGAGGAGCAGGAGGCUCAGCCCCUUUCCGAAUCAGAGAUUGAGGCUGUUCCGCUUGAGAUUUUGCAAGUCAACGAUCAUCAUUAUAGAAAGGGUGUCCGUAUCCUUGUACGGCCUUUUCUUGAGUCUCCCGAUUUGGUCUUAAACUCUGGCGGCAGUAAUUACAAAUGGCUCGCACUUCGCGCUGAUAGGGCUCCCCCAAAUAGCCCUAAACAUAAGGUCCUGGCUAUAACUCAGGAUUCGAUAGACGCUAAAUGUACAAUUAGGAUACCUAGGUCUAUCGGAGAUGACUUAUCACGGCCGCCGUUAUGGUUUGAACUCUACUAUCAUGAUCCAGCUCGUAAUAGCAUUGCCUUCUUAAACAGGUCGGCUGUGCCUGUCUCACUCACCCGGAUGUCUCAUGCUAGCAGCAGCUUGUCACUGCAUGAAUCUUAUAUCGUUAAACCGCGUCUCCACAAGAGUCUUAGGCCGGGCACCUUUAGGCUUGAAAUGGAAGAUAUUGCAAUGCUGGACAUUCGGAUAUUGGGAAAGCGACCAACUGCCGCGAAGCCAGUUACAUCUGGCCGCGAAUUGUCUUCUGGGAAUGAGGACCCAGAAGAAGCGAAUGAGACAGAAGAUGAAUUCUUCAUCCCCCGUCUCAAAAGAGUUGGCCAUGUGGAUUUUGCGCGCGAUGGAGAAGAAGGAGAGGCACAGCGUGAGCGCCUGCGCCUGCGCAUGCUCCCGCGCCAGCGCCAGCGCAUGAAUGAGCACGCAGAUGAGUCGGGGCUUGAGCUUCCCUGGCGCAAUGUGCCGCCUUCUCCUCGUCACAACACAGACACUCGGAACUCUGAGGAACAUAGUGAGGGUGUGCCCAGCAGGGGCAGUAGCUUUAGCGAGUUAGACGAUGUAUCAGUUACACAGCCCGCUUUGGAUGAAGCUCUGGCUGAAUGA
Trichoderma breve is the source of this 4221-nucleotide messenger RNA. RefSeq names its product FHA domain-containing protein. The transcript has 6 exons. The record is from RefSeq and is a predicted model, not a curated record. Gene Ontology annotation, molecular function: protein binding. NCBI's taxonomy places the organism in Eukaryota, Fungi, Ascomycota, Sordariomycetes, Hypocreales, Hypocreaceae. The coding region runs from base 1 to 4221 and encodes 1406 amino acids.